Cuscuta europaea is the source of this 1700-nucleotide messenger RNA. Lineage: Eukaryota; Viridiplantae; Streptophyta; Magnoliopsida; Solanales; Convolvulaceae. The record is from the annotation of a GenBank genome assembly.
ACCGAACAAGCCCCCUACCACAGAUUCUCGGAAUCAGCCAUGGAAAACAUCUGUUUCCUGUUCGUCUACUUUGGUUGAGCCUCAAGCGCCCGCUGUUGUUGCAAGUGCUGGACAAUUCUUUGCUUCACAAUCUUCUCUGUUGCAUAGACCCCUCUGACGGCUCAGGCAUCAGCAGACCCCAACCUGCAAAACCCAAGUAUCAAACCCCCUGUACAUUUCCAUAUCUUCAUGGCUCAGUGAAGCUUCGCAUAAACGGAUAUGGCUUCAACACUCCCUACGCAUUUGAAAUUGAGACCACCCUUCCAUCCAUUUAAUAUCUUGGGAACCCAUAAUAACGUUGUUAGAGUUAAAUCGAGAAACUGCACCCUUCAUACCCGUCUCAAAGUUCACUUCUCUCGAAACCGGAGGUUUAGCUCUCGGCAUUCAUUGCUCUCAAGGGCCAGCAGUGAUGGAGAGAGUGAUACCCCUACGACCACCACUCGGGAGUCAUCAUCUCCUGCAACAGGAGAUAGCCCGCCCAACAUUGGAGAUGGUUAUGUUUCAUUGUUCAUCCGGAUGUUGGGUUUGGACAAUGAGCCUCUUGAUAGAGAGAGUGCUAUAGUUGCCUUAUGGAAGUAUUCGCUUGGAGGAAAGAAGUGUGUGGAUGCCAUAAUGCAGUUUCCAGGUUCUUUUAAUCUCACAGUGAAUCUUCUCAGGUCGGAAUCUGAUUGUGCAUGUGAAGCAGCGGCUGGUUUAUUGAGGAUGGUCUCCUCAAUUAACGUAUACAGGGAUUUUGUGGCAGAAAGUGGCGCAAUAGAGGAGAUAACCGGCCUAUUGGGGCGAUCUUCAGUAUCUCCAGAUGUGAAGGAGCAAAGCAUUUGUGCGUUGUGGAAUUUUACUGUGGAUGAGAAAUGCAGGAUAAAAAUUGCUAAUUCUGAUCUGCUUCAUAUAUUAAUAACGUUACUGGAGGAUGACGAUAUGAGGGUGAAGGAGGCGGCUGGAGGGGUUUUGGCAAAUUUGACGCUAACCAGUUCUAAUCACAAAAUUAUGGUCGAAGCUGGAGUCAUCCCAAAACUGGCCACACUUUUAAAAACAGGAGUGGAGGGAUCUAAGGUGGCUAGGAAACAAGCAAGAAUUGCAUUGUUGGAACUUGCUAAAGAUGAGUACAAUAAAAUUCUUGUAAUGGAGCAGGGUCUACUUAUGGUCCCUUUGGUUGGUGCUGCUGCUUACAAGUCUUUUAAACCCACUUUGUAUUCAUGGCCAUCUUUUCCUGAUGGUACCCAAAUUGAGAAGAGAUCAAACAGCACUUCAAAAUAUGGUGCUUCAGAACUGCUUCUUGGACUGCAUGUCCAAGAUGACAAUGCAAACAUUGACGAAGCAAUGACAAAUGCAAUGGUUGGACAGGCUAGACAACAAUUUCUUGCUCGUAUAGGGGCCAUAGAGGUUGAAGAUAACAAGUCCAAUGAUGAAGUGCUAUCAUGUCGGUCCACUCUCUUGCCUUGGGUUGAUGGUGUAGCACGACUGGUUCUGAUUCUUGGUCUUGAAGAUGAAUCAGCUGUUGCAAGAGCUGCAGAGGCCAUUGCUGAUGCAUCCAUCAGCGAAGAUAUGCGUGUAUCCUUUAAAGUAGCUGGUGCUAUUAAUCAACUAAUUGAGCUGAUCAAUCAUCCUAGUGACACCAUAAGAUGUGCUUCUGUUCGGGCUCUGGAAAGAUUAUCUGUCAG